ACGCUAAAAAGCUAAGGGUGCUUACAGGUAGGUUGGAACAUUACCUAAUUCAGGUAACAUAACAUCAUUAGCCACAGCUACUUCCAUUUUAUACUUCACUUAUUUCACUUCGCUUCACUUACACGAUGUCGUAAAAUAUACAGCCCAACCUUAACAUUUACGUAUUCGCUUUGGCUGUUUCGAUGGACAAGGCCAGAUUCCCACCUCUCAUAUAAAAUACCACUAGACCUAGACCACUACGAAGAUGAGAGAUGAGGAAAAUACCGGUGCUCAGCAAUGUCUAUCCAGCAGUUGCCGGAGCAUGUCAUUGCUCAGAUCAAAUCAUCUACCACCAUAACGUCGCUUAACAGUGUUGUCUGUGGCUUGGUAAAUAAUUCUCUCGAUGCGGAAGCUACUAAAAUCAUAGUUUCUAUCGACUAUAUUCGAGGCAAUUGCUCCGUCGAGGAUAAUGGUUUAGGUAUCCCUCCAGAAGAGUUCAAGCCUACUGGUGGCCUCGGCAAACUUCAUCAUACGUCUAAAUUUCCCCCUUGUAGCGAUACUCAUGGUCGACACGGCGCUUUCUUAUCUUCCAUAGCUGCAUUAUCGUUAUUGACAAUAACGUCUCAUCAUCAUGGCUAUCACUCUCAUAAUUCAAUUAAAAUUCAUAACGCCGAAAUCUUGGCGAGGCAUACCCCUUCCUUGCCAGAACAGAGGUUGUUAAGCUUUCCUCAUGGAACUCGGACGACCGUUCGAGAUCUCUUCGGGUCUAUGCCGGUGAGAGUUAAACAGAGAGCGAUCGAUGCUGAAAAAGGUGCCAACGCCAAGGAUUGGGAGUCACUUAAACGUGCCCUCGUGGCGCUGCUACUCGCUUGGCCAGGCCAGGUCUCCAUAUCGCUUCGCGAUUCCGUAGAUCGGCGUAGUCUUACAAUCCGCACCCCCGAGGAAUCCUCGAGUUCUCAAGACAAAAAAAAUGACAUCCUUAACCUUACCACUCGUGUUUCGAGGACAUUAUUCCAAGCCCAGCUAUCCGAUGAUCGCUCUCGGGAUCUGUGGGUGCCACUUAAGGCAUCGGCGGGUGCGAUCUCGGUGGUAGGUGCAAUAUCGCUCGUUCCCAUAGCCUCUCGGCAGAUACAGUUUAUUAGCAUAGGUGUACAGCCCGUCUUUAAUGACCAUGGGUCAAACGUCCUCUAUGAAGAAAUCAAUAGGUUAUUUACGAACUCAAGCUUCGGGGUAGAAGAGGAGGGUGACAAUCUCAGUGAGACCGAGCAAAAUAGGAGAGUUGACGACGGCCGAUUCAAACCAGAUGGAUACACCAACCAGGAACUCAGGGGUAGAAAGGGGGUUGACCGAUGGCCCAUGUUCUAUAUCAAGAUUACCCCUGGACAAGUUUCUCAGCUCGCUCAAUAUGACGUGGAAGAGAUCCUGGAUGAACGCCACGAGAGCCUAAAAGCAAUAAUUGAUGUUCUAUCUGCGGUCAUCUACGAAUUUCUUAAGGCACACCACUUUCGCCCAAGGUAUCCUAGACCUCGUGGAAUCACAUCAUCCAAGCGUUCGAAUUCUCAGAACAUGCGCAACCAGUCGUUAUCUAGAAGCACCACCCCAAAAGUCGAAUCUCGAGCAACUAGGGCUCGGGCAUCUAUAAACCAUCUAUCAUCUACCGGAGAUUUGGCCAAUACUCGUCUUAAUCUCACGUCUGAAAAUUCCGGCUUGCGGCCUUCAUCUCCGUUCGAUUCCUGGACUCGUAUUAAAUCAGGGCAGCCUCAGUAUGCACACUUAUACGACAAAACUCUGGGUCAAUCUGGUAUGGAAUGUGCUCGUAGUCAUAGCCCACGCUUAGAAGAUGGCAAUAAUAUUUCGGAUACACCAUUAGUUGCUCCAGAUGGCACGCUUGUCCGUAUUCCUUUCCCCGACGUAGAAUUGGAUACGCCCGGUACAGGUAGCCAGAAGCCUACACCAAAAGAAGAGAGUCUUGACAGAGAAGAAUCUCAGUUACAAGAAGGCAAAGAGAUUUUGUGGACCAAUCCAGCCACCAAGGAUACCUUCGUCGUCGAUACCCGCACUGGCUCAGUGAUCCGGCCCCUAAGACUCGGAAUUGGGGGAUCUGACGUACUGAAUGAGACCCAUCAUCUACCUUCAAGAAAGAAGCUUCGUACAAACACCAAGCCAGUUACUAGCGAUUUGAGAAGCGAGUGGCUAUGUGAUCUCUUAUCAUCCUGGGACAACCCGGUUUUCAAGUUACAUGAGCCACCGAUCCCAGUUGUUUUUGAUGAAGAAAAAGCAUUAGCUUUAGCAACAAAGACGACAGAGGAUUGUUGCCAUGGAUAUAACUCCAGAUCGUUGGAAUCAUUACAAACUACUUCGCAUAGUAUGGAAGGCCGACUGUCUAAAGAUAAUCUACGGAAUGCUGCUGUAAUAUCGCAGGUCGAUCGGAAGUUUAUACUUGUUAAAAUUCCUUUACCUUCACCGCCUCCCGAUCUAGGUAUAGGCAAAAAAGUAGGUACCUCAUUGCUUGUCAUGAUUGAUCAGCAUGCUGCAGAUGAGCGGUGUCGGGUCGAGUCCCUUAUGAAAGAUUACUUCAUGGUUAUAGAAGAUACACAAGACGCAGUCACAGGACAGCCCCAGCGGUCGAUUCAUGCCCAGGCCGAGCUUCUAGAUAAGCCUAUCGUAUUUGAUGUUUCCCUUCGGGAUGGUCAUCAAUUUGAGCAGUCUGUCGAGUACUUCAAACAUUGGGGAAUCGUGUUUCAAGUCACCUCGGUGUUUAAAUCAAACUAUGACAGCAAGGGGAAAUCCAAACUUAAAAUCCUCGGCCUACCGCCCAGCAUAGCUGAAAGAUGUCGCUCAGAACCCCGAUUGCUCAUCGAGUUACUGAGGAAAGAGACAUGGAAGCUCGACGGACACGGACACAGUGCUUCUCAGCAAAGGAGGGUAGAGGAUACUCAGGGAGCUGGUGAUAGUUCUGCUGGUCUGCACUGGCUGGCUCGGUUUCACGGGUGUCCCGACGGCAUUAUAGAAAUGAUCAACUCUCGAGCGUGUCGGAGCUCUAUUAUGUUCAACGAUGCUCUUUCUCAUGAGGAAUGUGUCGAUUUGGUAAGGCGGUUGGCAGACUGUACUCUACCUUUCCAGUGUGCCCACGGACGGCCAUCAAUGGUGCCGCUAGUCGAUUUAAGUAGAAUCCCCACGAAUGCGGUAGAUAUAGAGAAGCCUACGGGUGGGUUUGGGGAACAGUUUAAGAAGUGGAAAGCAAGUAUGGGUAGUGGAUAAGGGUCUGUAUAAUUAGUCGACCUAUUUGGAGGAGUAUUUUGAUAUAUGCUAUAGAUAGAGAUACCCAAGCCAUUCAGGAGAUUCUAGGUUAAUGUUAAGAGUUUACUUUUUCAA
Molecule: messenger RNA, 3354 nt
Organism: Daldinia loculata
Lineage: Eukaryota; Fungi; Ascomycota; Sordariomycetes; Xylariales; Hypoxylaceae
Exons: 1
Coding region: 277-3240 (987 amino acids)
Biological process (GO): mismatch repair
Cellular component (GO): mismatch repair complex
Molecular function (GO): ATP-dependent DNA damage sensor activity; ATP hydrolysis activity; ATP binding
Source: RefSeq, a predicted model, not a curated record